ACGUACCUAAGCGCUGUGACGCAGUUUGUUUGAGCUGCAAUUCUUAAAACAUCUCACGACGACGGACGUAUCCGAGUCGGUCCACCUCUUCUACUUCUUCCUCCUGUACAUAGUAAUAUUUUCUUUUUAUUUCUUUUCUUGCUAAUCCGAACCUCUUCUACAUAAAUAAUUACCUGCCAAGAUUACGCCUUUCUUCCGCCAAGUCACUAAGUCGUGAUACUAGAUCAGCCAUUUGCUUUGCUCUAUCCACGCGUCCCCUGACGCUCCGCCACAUCUCCAAGCCAACCCUUUGUUCGUCCAAGGCUCGGCGCCAACAAAUAUAAUAGCCGACUUUCCGAGCGCGCUCCAUUAUUUGUACCACGCAAGAAGAACUCUCGACCCCAAAACUUUUCACCUUCAUACACGCUUCCGUCCUUGGUGCUCGCCCUAUCAAGUCGAUUCAUCAGAACGAACGAUCGAUCAUCUUACAAUUCGCACCCAGCUGAACCCUGUCCAUCGGAUCAAAGCGCAAAUAGAUCUAUAGAUCCGAUCUGAGCCCUACGAGCUACACCUUAGAGUCACACCUCACUACCUCUCUCGACACCACAUUCCAUCAUCACCAUGGCCGACAAAGCCGAUCAUCCCCCGGCCUACGCGCCUCCUCCGCAAGCGCCUCAAGCUUCAUACCAGCAAGGACCCUACGGCGCUCCCCAGCAGCCCUACUACCAGCAGCAACCGGGCAUGAACUACGGCCAGCCGCCGCCCCAGGGUGGCUAUCCGGCCGGCCCGUAUCCCCCGCAGCAGCAGGGAUACUACCCACAGCCAGGCUACGCGCCUCAGGGCCAAUAUCAGAACCAGCCCCAGAAGAGCGACUCAAGCGACGGCUGCCUGGGCAUGCUAAUCGGUGCACUCGCCUGCUGUUGCUGUCUGGAUUGUCUGUUUUAAGGGAGGGGGGUGAAGUGAAGGCAUUUCCGAGUUUGAAGUUUUUGUCUUGCGCAAGCCGAGAUGUUGUUAAGGGAAAAGAAGCCGGAUGACUACCUAGGUAGGUAGUCGAUGGAGAGGAACAAGUACCUGAUGAGAACUGAAGAGGAGGUAAUACUACUAUCUAGCGGUUCGAGCAUACCACCUCGUCGCAUCCACUUGACCGAACAACGGGCCAGGGGGGGAUGAUACGAUACGCAUCCGAAGGGAGCAUGGCGUUUUUGGUCCUACGGAAUAGGUUCUUUUGUAAUUAUACGGCGUGAUACUAUUUCUGAGCAGUCCACGACGGUAAUCGCGUCAAGUCAAUUCCAUAUAUUCGCUACUGCUACAUUCACUAUCA
Messenger RNA from Daldinia loculata, 1300 nucleotides. RefSeq lists its product as uncharacterized. Lineage: Eukaryota; Fungi; Ascomycota; Sordariomycetes; Xylariales; Hypoxylaceae. Bases 601 to 924 code for a protein of 107 amino acids. The record is from RefSeq and is a predicted model, not a curated record. The transcript has a single exon.